AUGGCCACUGCUAUUUUACCAAAUUACGGCUUGCACAAAAAUGUCGAUGAUCAACAACAACUCGAAGAUUUCUGUCUUAUCUGGCUCGAUGAUAGUGCAAACGCCAAAGAUAAUCGAGACACAGAACAAAAAUUACGUUCUAUCAUUAAUACUCUCAGAAAGUUUCAAGAUGUAAAACACUGUCAAAAAUUUAUUGAAGAACGAUCACAAAAUAACCGAGUAGUCAUGAUUGUUAGUGGCCGAUUGGGACGAGAAAUAGUGCCUUCUAUUCACAAAAUUCGACAAAUUAUAUCAAUCUAUGUGUAUUGCAUGGAUAAAGAGAGAAACAAACAAUGGGCUGUCAAUUUCCCAAAAAUAAAAGCUGUUGUUGUUGAACUUGAUGAACUCGUAUCUCGAAUUAAAGCUGAUUAUAAAAUUCAAAAGAGCGUAGAAGAACCAUUUUCAAUCAAUACUUUCACUAUAGGUUCUGGGGCAGGUACAUCUACAACCGGUGUUAAUGGUCAAUUUGUUUUUUCUCAAGUUCUAAUUGAUUGUCUUCUGCGAUUAAAAUACACUUCAACAGAUAAAAAAGAACUUAUUGAUUUUUGUCAACAGCAAUAUGAAAGUAAUAGGAACGAACUGAGCAAUCUUCGUGAAUUUGAUCAAGAUUAUUCAUCUAAGAAGGUCUUAUGGUGGUAUACACGAGAAUCAUUCUUUUACAAGAUUCUUAAUGCAGCUCUACGUAAACAAAAUAUUCACUUAAUUUUUUUAUUUCGUAAAUUUAUCCAUGAUAUAUAUCGUCAAUUAAAAAGGGAUCAAGCUCAACAUCGUCUACGAGUUUAUCGAAGCCAAAGGAUAUCAAGUGAUGAAUUGAUAACUUUGAGACAAUGCCGUGAUCAGUUUAUUUCAGUGAAUUCAUUUUUUUCCACCAGUACUAACAAACAAAAAGCUCUUUCAUUUCUCAAGAUUUCUGAUGGUGCAGACAAUGCAGAAUCAUUAUUAUUUGAAAUCGAUGCUGAUCCUAAGAUGGUCACUACAAAACCAUUUGCUGACGUCAGUGCAUAUAGUGAUUAUAAAGACGAAUCUGAAGUGCUCUUUAUGCUUGGUUCUAUUUUUCGAUUGAACAGUGUCGAACGCAACAAGAAUGAUCAAGUAUGGAACAUUCAAAUGACUUUAUGGAAUGAUGAUGAACAUGAUUUAAAACAGGUUCUCAUGGAUAUGAAAGAGCAAUUUGUGAGUGAAGAAACAAAUCUUCAAGUAUUAGGGAAAAUAUUAUGGGAAAUGAGUCAAUUUGAUCUAGCUGAAAAAUACUUUAUUCGCUUAUUAGAACAACUUCCACCCAACGAUCCGCUACGCAUGGAUUUAUAUCAAGAUCUUGGCAAACUUGCAUCAAAUGCCGGUAACUUGGACAAGAGUAUGGAAUGGCGCCAAAAAGCAAUUGCAUUGAAGAAACAAAAUCCAUCAAUAACUUCUUCCAGCAUUAGUAAACCGAAGAAUUCUAUUGGAGAAGCUCGUUCAAAAUCAUAA
Molecule: messenger RNA, 1506 nt
Organism: Rotaria sp. Silwood2
Lineage: Eukaryota; Metazoa; Rotifera; Eurotatoria; Philodinida; Philodinidae
Source: the annotation of a GenBank genome assembly